AUUUGCCCCGCGCUCCUGCACGUGCGACCACCUUCAGCGGACGCACAUUUCACAUCAAACGCAAAACGCGCCUCACUGGUCUUAACAAAGCAUCUUUAUCAGCGCAAAAGAUGGGCGGGCUACUUGACAUUCCAAUACAUCGUUUGAUGGACGAUCUUUCCACAGAGAAAGCCCUACGGCUAUCACGAGAAGAAGGUGAAUCCGCUAGCGCACGGAUCCCUUCCAAGGUCGAGGAAACCCUCUGGGUUGAUCGAUAUCGACCGCUUCGAUUCACCGAAUUACUUGGCAAUGAACGCGUCGCUCGCGAAACCAUGGCCUGGGUGAAACAGUGGGAUUGGUGUGUGUUUGGAAAGAGAAAAUACAAAGGAAAGAAGAGGUUUAGAGAGGACGAGGAGAAUGAGAACCCCGAUGAUGAGUUCCGACGCCCAAGGGAAAAGCUUCUCCUCAUAUCAGGGCCUCCUGGUCUCGGCAAGACCACCUUAGCGCAUGUCGUUGCUGCGCAAGCAGGUUAUGAAGUGAUGGAAAUUAACGCAAGUGACGCACGUUCAGCUCAGGUCAUCGAUGACCGCUUGAAGCCAGCACUUGAGUCGGGCUCGGCAAUUGGGAGUAACAAGCCGGUGCUCGUUGUGAUCGACGAAAUUGACGGCGCUACGGGUGGAGGGGGCGACAAUACUUCGAGUUUCGUUCAGAAACUUGUCUCUCUAACUUACGACCAGCCGAAGAACAAGCGCAAGAAGCAAGACAAGGGAAAACGUCCAUUGCUUCGACCCAUAAUAUGCAUUUGCAACGACAUAAAUGCACACUCACUCGCCAAACUUCGGCCUCACGCCCUUCAGAUACGUUGCACUCGACCUGCCGAUAUUCAUAUCGUAAAGCGACUUCGGCAAGUCUGUGAGAUGGAGGGUCUGAAGGCCGAUUCACGAGCGCUCAGCACUCUCGUCGGUAUUGCAAAGGGUGACCUGAGAGGAUGUCUCAAUACACUGCAGUUCAUCAAAUCUCGCAGUGAGGAUGUCACGGAACCGCUGAUACGUCGUAGUACAGCAGGAAUGAAAGAAGCAGACACCACUGCGAACUCCGUCCUGAAUGACCUUUUUGCCCCUAUGUCGAAGAAACGAGUGAAAGAACUCGGGAUGGGUGAAGAGGAGGAAGCAAGAUACGUGAACCGGCUGAGCCGAACGAUAGAAGGGAUGAACAGCUUCGCCAGUAUUGCUACCGGGUGUUUUGCACAUUACACCAAUUGCCAUCGGCACGACGCUGACCUUUCUCGGUAUGGAAAAGCAAACGAGUGGUUGACAACCUAUGAUAUCUUCGCGGCCAUGAUGUACCAGGACGGCGACUUCGGUCUGCACUCAUAUCUUUCAUACCUCCUUGUCCCGUUCCACCCGCUAUUCAAGGCGAGAGGUGGGCAGCGAGUAGAGAGGGACGCCACCGACUGGGAGAACCUGCAAAGAACCAGAGUAAACGAAGACAUUUAUAAAACUCUUGCGAGUAACAUCCUCGCCGCGAGUUCACGGAACUGUGGUACAUACAGGCAUCUAGUUACUGGGCAGGCCCUACAACUUGAGUUCGGUCCGUUCAUCAAUAGGAUUAUUUCCCCGCCUCUGCGCCCAGUGAACCGACAGAUCAUUAAAGCAGGAGAACGCGAGCUCCUCUCGCGGUUAGUGGACAUCAUGGUCGCGAUGGAGCUCCGGUUCAUACAAGAGAAGACCGAGGAGGGCGCAUUAACCUAUAGACUUGAUCCCCCAAUCGAUGUCUUCGUGACAUAUGAUGGCAAACGUGCAGCAGACAUCUCUGUGUCAAGAUACGCAGUCCGUCAGCUGGUUGCAGGCGAGAUCGAUAAUGCGUUGAUCGCCCGCCAUGCCGAUGCCAUUGAAAGAAGCAAGACUAAACCAUCCAACUUCUUCUCCAAGCAGUCCAAGGGACAUGACAACGAUGAGCACGAAGGCACGAAUGUGAACGACGCUGAUGGCAAACUGCGUCGCCUGAGCCUAGACGACUCAAAACCCUCGAAGCGGCAACGCACUGAAACCCAAGAGAUAGAAGAAAAGCCUCCGGUAGAUUUCUUUGGGCGUCCUAUUGCCAUCCAUACCUCGAACUCUCACAACAAACCGGCCUCGAAGAAGGCCCCUAGAAGGGACUACCACGUGUCGUAUCGCUUCCUCGAAGGCAACUCCGCAGCUGUCCGGAAACCCGUCAAAGUCUCGUCAUUUUUGUAG
Messenger RNA from Coniophora puteana RWD-64-598 SS2, 2216 nucleotides. Its product is annotated as P-loop containing nucleoside triphosphate hydrolase protein. The coding region runs from base 111 to 2216 and encodes 701 amino acids. The record is from RefSeq and is a predicted model, not a curated record. Lineage: Eukaryota; Fungi; Basidiomycota; Agaricomycetes; Boletales; Coniophoraceae. Gene Ontology annotation, molecular function: ATP binding; ATP hydrolysis activity. The transcript has 14 exons.